AUGGUUCAGUCCGCAAUUCUCGGUUUCCCCCGCAUGGGAGUCAACCGUGACCUGAAGAAGGCCACGGAGGCUUACUGGGGUGGCAAGCUGUCCCAGGCCGACCUCCUCGCCGAGGCCAAGCGCCUCCGUCUUGCCCACUGGAAGAUCCAGAAGGAUGCCGGUGUCGACGUCAUCCCCAGCAACGACUUCGCCCUGUACGACCAGGUCCUCUGCCACAUCCAGGACUUUGGUGCCGUUCCCGAGCGGUACACCAAGGAUGGUCUUGACACCAUCGACCAGUACUUCGCCAUGGGCCGUGGCCACCAGAAGGAGGGCGUCGACGUCCCCAGCUUGGAGAUGGUCAAGUGGUUCGACUCCAACUACCACUACGUCAAGCCCACUCUCCAGGACAACCAGACCUUCAAGCUGGUCGACAGCCCCAAGGCCGUCGUUGAGUUCAAGGAGGCCAAGGAGGCCGGCAUCCACACCCGCCCCGUCCUCGUCGGCCCCGUCAGCUUCCUCCACCUCGGCAAGGCCGACCGUGGCCAGUCGGUCAACCCCAUUGACCUGCUUGACAAGCUCGUCCCCGUCUACGAGCAGCUCCUCACCCAGCUGAAGGAGGCUGGUGCCGACACCGUCCAGAUUGACGAGCCCGUCCUCGUCUUCGACCUGCCCGCCAAGGCCAAGGCUGCUUUCAAGCCCACCUACGAGAAGUUCGCCGCCCUCGGUGACAAGAUCCCCAAGAUUGUCUUCACCACCUACUUCGGCGACAUCGUCCACAACCUCGAGGCUCUCCCCAAGGACGUCUAUGGUGUCCAUGUCGACCUCGUCCGCAACCCCGAGCAGCUCGAGACCGUCCUCGGUGCUCUGGGCCCCAAGACCAUCCUCUCUGCCGGCGUCGUUGACGGCCGCAACAUCUGGAAGACCAACAUGAAGCGCGCCAUCGAGACCGUCGAGUCCGCUAUCCAGAAGCUCGGCAAGGACCGCGUCAUCGUGGCCACUUCCAGCUCCCUCCUUCACACCCCUCACACCCUGGCCAGCGAGAAGAAGCUGGACCCCGAGGUCGCUGACUGGUUCUCCUUCGCCUCCGAGAAGGCCGUCGAGAUUGCCGUCAUCGCCAAGGCUGUCACUGAGGGCCCCGCUGCCGUCCGUGAGCAGCUCGAGGCCAACGCCAAGUCCAUGCAGGCUCGCGCCACCUCGACCCGCACCAACAACCCCCAGGUCAAGGACCGCCAGUCCAAGAUCACCGAGCAGGACCACAAGCGCAAGUCGGAGUUCCCCGUCCGCAUCGACGCCCAGGAGAAGAAGCUCAAGCUUCCCCUGUUCCCCACCACCACCAUUGGUUCUUUCCCCCAGACCAAGGAGAUUCGCGUCCAGCGCAACAAGUUCACCAAGGGUGAGAUCACCGAGGCUGAGUACGACAAGUUCAUCGAGAAGGAGAUUCUCGACAACGUCAAGAUCCAGGAGGAGCUUGGCCUGGACGUCUACGUCCACGGUGAGCCCGAGCGUAACGACAUGGUCCAGUACUUCGGUGAGCGCCUGGACGGCUAUGCCUUCACCACCCACGCCUGGGUCCAGAGCUACGGCUCUCGCUGCGUCCGCCCGCCUAUCAUUGUCGGCGACAUCUCCCGCCCCGCUCCCAUGACGGUCAAGGAGUCCAAGUACGCCGUCUCGGUGUCCAACAAGCCCAUGAAGGGCAUGCUGACGGGUCCCGUCACCUGCCUGCGGUGGUCUUUCCCCCGUGAUGAUGUUCACCAGUCCGUCCAGGCUCAGCAGCUCGCCCUCGCCCUGCGCGACGAGGUUGUUGACCUCGAGAAGGCUGGCGUUGACGUCAUCCAGGUCGACGAGCCUGCUCUCCGUGAGGGUCUUCCCCUCCGCUCCGGCAAGGAGCGCGAUGCCUACCUCGACUGGGCCGUCAAGGCCUUCAAGCUCUCCACCUCUGGUGUCGAGGAUGCCACCCAGAUCCACUCCCACUUCUGCUACUCCGAGUUCCAGGACUUCUUCCACGCCAUCGCCGCCCUGGACGCUGACGUCCUGUCCAUUGAGAACAGCAAGUCUGACGCCAAGCUUCUCCGCGUCUUCGUCGACUCUGCCUACCCCCGCCACAUCGGCCCUGGUGUCUAUGACAUCCACUCUCCCCGUGUUCCCAGCGAGCAGGAGAUCAAGGACCGCAUUGAGGAGAUGCUUCAGUACCUCAAGCCCGACCAGCUGUGGAUCGACCCUGACUGCGGCCUGAAGACCCGCCAGUGGAAGGAGACCAAGGAGGCUCUGGUCAACAUGGUCAACGCCGCCAAGUACUUCCGCACCAAGUACGCCAAAUAA
Purpureocillium lilacinum is the source of this 2301-nucleotide messenger RNA. Its product is annotated as methionine-synthesizing 5-methyltetrahydropteroyltriglutamate--homocysteine methyltransferase. The record is from RefSeq and is a predicted model, not a curated record. Gene Ontology annotation, molecular function: zinc ion binding; 5-methyltetrahydropteroyltriglutamate-homocysteine S-methyltransferase activity. NCBI's taxonomy places the organism in Eukaryota, Fungi, Ascomycota, Sordariomycetes, Hypocreales, Ophiocordycipitaceae.